AUGACCGACCUUGGACCCAAGGCAUCUGCCGACAACACCGUUGUUGAUACCCCCGCUGCACCUGCACCAGAACCCAACAAAACGAACAACCCCACCACCACUACCUCUACUACCGCUGCUGCCAAACCUGAAACAACAACAUCAGCUACGUCUACUUCUACAGCAACAAGUGCUACUACAGCACCCACCAAGGAUACUACUCCCGCUGCUGCUGCUACUACCACUACCGCUGCUGCACCUGCACCAUCCACUCAGCCAUCGAAAAAAGCAGAUGACAAUGACCCGACGACGCACAUUAAGCAAUGCCUAACUUCGUUGGUGUAUUGGGAAAAGCCUGUUCAUAGUGGUGCGGUACUUGCCGGCUUGUUGGGUGCUCUUGUGUUGACACAAUACUAUUCGGUGCUCCAACUCGGUGCUGCUUUCUUCACCCUUGUCACUGGUAUCAACCUUUUAUAUGUGAAUGCUCACAAACAAGGCCAACGUUUCUUUUCUGGAAAGUCUACGGAUCAGCUGUCUCAUCCACACAGCCAACGAUUCAAAGACACGUACAUUCCACGCGAUCGAGUGGUGAAAUCAGCUCAGCUAGCAGUGGAUGUUAUUGAAGCAGUGGUACAACAAGUCACCAAGCUUGUGCUGAUUGAGGAUACUUGGCGUUCAGCAUGGGCAGUGGGUAUCGCUUACUUUGUAUGGACCUUGGCAACCUACGUGGCUACCAAGUAUCUUGUUGGUGUGUUUAUCGUCGGGGUCUUUUCAGUGCCCCGAGUCUACUCGCAACACAAGCAGGUCAUUGAUAGCCAGGUGGCACAACAUUCACAACGUGCAAAGGAUCUUGCCGAACAAUAUGGCUCUGUAGCUUCCACAAAGGCCAAAGAGCUCUAUAACCAGGCUAUGGCCUCUGUCUCCAAGAAAAAGUCAGAGUAA
Molecule: messenger RNA, 921 nt
Organism: Lichtheimia ornata
Lineage: Eukaryota; Fungi; Mucoromycota; Mucoromycetes; Mucorales; Lichtheimiaceae
Exons: 4
Coding region: 1-921 (306 amino acids)
Source: RefSeq, a predicted model, not a curated record